Molecule: messenger RNA, 2511 nt
Organism: Medicago truncatula (barrel medic)
Lineage: Eukaryota; Viridiplantae; Streptophyta; Magnoliopsida; Fabales; Fabaceae
Product: guanylate-binding protein 4
Exons: 17
Coding region: 229-2025 (598 amino acids)
Molecular function (GO): GTPase activity; GTP binding
Source: RefSeq, a predicted model, not a curated record
UGUCAACAACAAUUCUCAACAAAGUUUACCUUCGCACGGACAAGGAUCGAAAUCGAAGACUUGCUUGUUUCAGAUCCAUGAUGUUGUCUUGUUUCAACUUUCAAGUUUCCUUGUUCAGAAAUUCAAUUCAACAUAAAAUUGUUAUGAUUCUUGAUUGACAUUCCUUCAACCAGCAACAACCUCCGUUCCUUUCGAUUUUCAGAUAUCAAACCGCAUUUGACACUUUUGAUGGACACUCUUCUCUCUCUUCUUUUUCUUCUUUUCUUUCUCUCUCCAACUGUUUCUUCUGAAACCAUUAUCAAUUUUCAUCAACCAUUUCCCAUUGUCGAACCUGAUCCUGGUCAUACAAAACUUCGUCUAUCACAGGACGGCUUGGAGGCUAUCGAGAGAAUAACAAACCCCAUUGCAUCUGUGGCAGUAAUUGGACCGUACCGCUCCGGAAAGUCUUUUUUGCUUAAUCAACUUCUCUCUCUUUCUUGUUAUGAAGGGUUUGGUGUGGGACACAUGCGUGACACGAAAACAAAAGGAAUAUGGAUUUGGGGAACACCUAUAGAUUUGGAAAUUGAUGGAGUAAAAACUUCAGUCUUUUACAUUGAUACAGAAGGAUUUGAAAGCAUUGGGAAGUCGAAUGUAUAUGAUGAUCGGAUAUUUGCUCUGGCCACUGUAAUUAGUUCUGUGCUUAUCUAUAAUCUGCCUGAGACGAUACGCGAAGCUGACAUCUCUAGACUCUCUUUUGCGGUUGAGCUCGCUGAAGAAUUUUAUGGAAGAGUGAAGGGCCAGGAUGUUGCAUUUGAACCUGCCAAGCUCUUGUGGCUUAUCCAACGUGAUUUUCUGCAAGGGAAAUCGGUGCAACAAAUGGUGGAUGAAGCUCUUCGACAAGUCCCUAAUAAAGAUAGAGACAGAAAUAUUGAUAUGAUCAAUCAAAUCCGGGAUUCAUUGGCUAUUAUGGGUGACAAUAGUACGGCCUUUAGCUUACCACAACCACAUCUCCAGCGGACAAAGCUUUGUGACUUGAAGGAUGGGGAGCUCGAUCCAUCAUAUGUGAAGAAAAGGGAGAAGCUAAAAGAGCUUGUUUCUAGUAUAAUCCGUCCAAAGAUUGUACAAGGAAAAUCUCUAAAUGGGAAAGAGUUUGUUUCCUUCCUGAAGCAGAUACUUGAAGCCUUGAACAAGGGAGAGAUUCCAUCAACAGGUUCUCUUGUGGAGAUUUUCAACAAGGACAUUCUUGAAAGAUGUCUUAAGUUAUACAGUGAAAAGAUGGCCACAUUGGCUCUACCUCUUCCAGAAGGAUAUCUUCAAGCUUCCCAUGACAUGGCUAGAGGUGACGCCAUGCAAGCAUUCGAUCAGCAACAUUUUGGCCGUCACCAUGCUAAGAAGUCAGUCACGCAACUGGAUGAAGAAAUAGAUAAGGUAUUUAAGAAUGUCAUUUUACAAAAUGAAUAUAAAUCUUCAAAGCUUUGCGAGGCACUGUACACCGAUUGCGAGGACAUGAUGGACCAGCUUCAAGUUCUCAAGCUUCCUUCAAUGGCAAAAUUUAAUGCAGGUCUCGAGAAAUGCAAUCGUACUUUUGAGCAUGAUUGUGUUGGACCUUCAAAAGCAAACUACGAGGGACGUAUGGCAAAGAUGUUGGUAAAGUCUAAGUCUCUAUUUAUAAAGGAGUACAACCACAGGCUUUUCAAUUGGUUGGUGGCUUUCUCCCUCGUCACUGUUGUGGUUGGCCGGUUUAUUAUAAAGUUCAUUUUGAUUGAAAUUGGAGGAUGGUUACUUUUUAUAUUUCUGGAGACCUACACAAGGUUGUUUUGGUCAGCAGAGUCACUUUACUACAAUCCAGUUUGGCAUUUUAUAGUUGCAUCGUGGGAAACUCUUGUUUACAGCCCAGUCCUUGAUCUUGACAGAUGGGCUAUCCCACUUGGUGUAAUAAUAUCUUUUUUCAUUCUAUAUUGGCGGUGUUAUGGGAAAAAGAAACAUGGAUCACGGUGGCUAUUACCAUUAUAUAGCAGCAAUAAAAAUAGACCAAGAACAGACUAAAACUUAUGAUGAUUCAGUUGGAGCCAUUUUGUUCAUCACUCCGAUAUUCCUUUGGGCGAGCCUUUUCAUUUUUGUACAUGGAGCAAGCCUGCAUGCACGUACCUAGUUUUGUUGCAAGCACACAGUGUCAAAUGGUGAUCAGAGGGUGAAUCAUCUCCCACACAGCUUCUGUGGCUUGAUCUCUGCAGCCACAGUAUCAUGUUGAUUUUACCAAUGAAUUAUUACUUUACCGUAAUUUAUGUCACAUUUUAGAGUAAAUUGGAAUUUUGAUACAUGUAUGUGCUGAGCCACUGUCGUGUAUUGACAUGUAGACGGGUAAAUAUAUAUAACACGAAAAAGAAAUAGAUUUAUUCUUUUGUUUUCAUUUUGGGAGUCUUCAUUUGUUCUAAGAUGAGGGCUAUAAUGUAACAAAAAAAAAAGGAGGGCUAGAAAGAUUCAUUUUUCAACACUUACUCUCUUAUUAGAUAAAUCAAUGUGAGUUUCAUA